Messenger RNA from Dama dama (fallow deer), 5428 nucleotides. RefSeq names its product erythrocyte membrane protein band 4.1 like 2 (gene EPB41L2). Gene Ontology annotation, molecular function: actin binding; structural molecule activity. Gene Ontology annotation, biological process: cortical actin cytoskeleton organization. Gene Ontology annotation, cellular component: cytoskeleton; plasma membrane. NCBI's taxonomy places the organism in Eukaryota, Metazoa, Chordata, Mammalia, Artiodactyla, Cervidae. The record is from RefSeq and is a predicted model, not a curated record. The transcript has 23 exons. The coding region runs from base 878 to 4168 and encodes 1096 amino acids.
AAGUAUAGGGGAAUGGCUUCCAAGUGUAAAUACUGUUGUUACUUAGAUGUUACAGGUAAGCCAAAAAGGGAGGAAAUAAUUUCUAAUAUCAACUAGAAAUAAAUGGUGAUGGUUAAUGUUUUAAAAAAAUUUUUUUUCUAUAAAGUAUGUAUAUUUUAUAUGAGAAAGGGAGUCCAUUUGUAGAGUUAUGUGAAGUGUCUAUGGCGUUGUUGGUACUUAAUAAUUUGAUGAAUUAAUUUGUUGAAACUUUAUGUAAUGUAUUGGAAGUGCUGUUAGGAUUUUUUUAAAGUUGGAAUUAACAUUGUAGAAUCUGGUACGGUUGCAUGUAGAAAUGUUAUGUAGGUUAUAUUUCACAUAGAGGAUUUGGUUUUCUUACUCUUAUUAUUUCCUCUUGUUCUGUGGUUGGCUUAAUCUAUAUGGGUUUCUUAGAUGCUUGUUUUUCAUGUCUAGGAGGGUAGAUAACCUGUACUUUAUUUUCCUAAAUAUCUGGUGGUUGGGAUAUCGUUGAUUUAAAUGAGAGUUUUAGCGAUUUUUCUCAAUUUUCUCAUUUUUUAAAAAGUGAUGUUGCUUUCCCCUUAGUAUGGGGUAGAUCUCAGGUGGCUUAUGAGUACAUCCAUACUGCUUCAGCUUUUUUUAAAAAAAUUACUUAUUAGAUGGCUGUGCUGGGUCCUUGUUACUGUCUGUGGGCUUUCUCUAGUUGUCGUGCACAGACACGGCAGUGGCUUUUGUUGUGGAGCGCAGGCUCUCGAGUUCAGGCUCAGUAGUUGUGGCUUGUGGGCUUAGUUGCUCUGAAGCACGUGGAGUCUUCCCGGAACCCAUGUCCCCUGCAUUGGCUGACAGAUUCUUAACCACUGGACUGCCAGAAUAAGCUGUGACCAUGACUACUGAAGUGGGCUCCGCAUCUGAAGUGAAGAAGGAAUCUGACCAGUUAGGAGCAGAUGCAACCAAGGAGAAACCGAAAGAAGUAGCGGAAAAUCAGCAGAAUCAGACGUCUGAUCCAGAGGAGGAAAAAGGUUCCCAAUCAUCUCCUCCAACUGAAAGCCAAAGUAGCCCACGCCGCCAGAAAAAAGAGAAAGAUCCAUCUGAGAGCCGGGGGAUUUCUCGAUUCAUACCUCCUUGGCUUAAGAAACAAAAGUCCUAUAACUUAGUAGUGGCCAAAGAUGGAGGAGAUAAAAAAGAGCCUACCGAACCUGUUGUGGAAGAACAGGUUUUAGACAAGGAGGAAUCUCUUCCUGAAGAAGAAAGGCGGGCCAAGGGUGAUGCUGAAGAAACAGCUCAGAGAAAACAACAGGAGAUUAAGCUUGACGUCAAGGAAGAGAAACCUCUGCAGCCUGUUGAAGAAGUAAGGAAGGAGAAAGAAGGAGAGAAGGUGAAGGAAACACAGGAAGCAGAAGUUAUGGAUGAAGCAGCAAAAAGGGAGACAAAGGAAGUGCAGACCAAUGAGCUGAAAGCAGAGAAGGCCUCUCUGAAAGCCCCCAAGAAGACCAGAACUGCCCAGUGCAAAGUGACCCUUCUGGACGGCACCCAGUACUGCUGUGACCUGGAGAAACGUGCUAAGGGGCAAGUGUUAUUUGACAAAGUGUGUGAACAUCUCAAUCUCUUGGAGAAGGACUACUUUGGACUUGUGUUUCAGGAGAACCCUGAGCAGAAAAACUGGCUAGAUCCCGCAAAAGAAAUAAAGAGACAGCUGCGAAAUCUUCCUUGGCUGUUCAGCUUUAAUGUGAAGUUUUAUCCUCCUGAUCCUUCUCAGCUGACUGAAGAUAUCACCAGAUACUUCUUGUGCCUUCAGCUCCGGCAGGACAUUGCCUCGGGUCGCCUGCCCUGCUCCUUUGUGACUCACGCUCUCCUGGGAUCGUACACACUGCAGGCUGAGCUUGGGGACUAUGACCCGGAAGAGCAUGCCAGUCAUGACCUCAGUGACUUCCAGUUUGCCCCCACCCAGACAAAAGAGCUGGAAGAGAAGGUGGCAGAGCUGCAUAAGACCCACAGGGGCUUAUCUCCAGCACAAGCUGACUCUCAGUUCUUAGAAAACGCCAAGAGGCUUUCUAUGUACGGCGUUGACCUGCACCAUGCCAAGGACUCAGAAGGCGUGGACAUCAAGCUGGGUGUAUGUGCUAAUGGACUCCUCAUCUACAAAGACAGGCUGAGAAUCAAUCGUUUCGCUUGGCCGAAAAUCCUGAAAAUCUCCUAUAAGCGCAGUAACUUCUACAUUAAAGUUAGGCCAGCAGAGCUGGAACAGUUCGAGAGCACCAUUGGCUUUAAGCUGCCAAACCAUCGGGCAGCAAAAAGGCUAUGGAAGGUGUGUGUGGAACAUCAUACUUUCUACAGGCUUGUGUCUCCAGAGCAACCACCAAAGGCCAAGUUCUUGACCUUAGGGUCCAAAUUCCGCUACAGCGGCCGCACACAGGCACAGACCCGCCAGGCCAGCAGCCUCAUCGACCGGCCAGCGCCACACUUCGAACGCACUUCUAGUAAACGGGUCUCCAGGAGUCUAGAUGGAGCUCCAAUUGAUGCUGUGGACCAAAGUCUUAUGAAGGAUUUUCCUGGCCCUGCUGGGGAGGUUUCAGCACAAGGAGUUGUGAGCACUGCCGUGGUACAAGAUGGUGAUGGCAGAAGGGACCUGAGAAGCCCAGCUAAAGCCCCGCAUAUGCCGCUCAUUGAAGGAAAGAAAAAUUCCUUGAGAGUAGAAGGAGAUAAUAUUUAUGUCAGACAUAGCAAUUUAAUGUUGGAGGACCUGGAUAAGGCCCAGGAAGAAAUACUGAAACACCAGGCUAGCAUUAGUGAACUCAAGCGCAAUUUUAUGGAAUCCACACCUGAACCACGCCCUAAUGAAUGGGAAAAACGACGUAUCACACCUCUGUCCCUACAGACACAAGGGAGCAAAGGAGAUCAUCUUUUCAAGGACAUUUUAUCCAUGAAGGAGAAGCCUCAGAUGGUGGCAGCGCGGACAGUUGAAGAAAAGCCCCAGGAGGCAGACAAGAGCCUAGAAGAGGAGAUAACAUCCAUUUUGUUUAGUGAAGAGGGCUUUUCUGAUAGCAUGAAAGCCUCCUUCAGCUCAGCCACCACUCGGACAGCAGAGGGCACUGCUGUGAACUCUAAUGCACCUUCUGAAAAGCUUUCCUCGCCCUUCUCACGGUUGCCUGAGAAACGCGCUCCUGAGUCCGAAGGGCCUUGCGCCGGAGCCACUGAUGCUGUUAAGAGUUCACUUGAGACUCUGAAUGUAGUGGAGAAGAAGCAGGCAGAGGUUGGGAAAGACGAAAGAGUAAUCCCCGAAGAAAUGAACGGUAAAGAGCUGCCCCCUGGGCGUGGUCCUGGGGAGAUGCGGAAGGUGGAGCCAGGGCUGCAGAAAGACUCCACCUCCCUGUCUUCUGAGAGCAGCGGCGGCAGCGAGAGCGAGGAGCAGGAGGAGGACGUGGGGGAGUACCGGCCCCACCGGCGGGUGCCUGAGAGCACCAUCAGGGAGGAGGAGGACGCGGAGGAGGCGGAGGAGGCCCCCGGCCAAGCAGCCAAGGUAGUGGACAGGGAGCGCCCCGCGCCGGCAGCCAGCCCGGGCCCGCGCGCGGGGGCCGGCCUCGGCCCGGCGGAGACAGGGGCCCAGGAGAAGGUAGUGGCCCCCCAGCUCCCUGCCGAGAGGAGGGCAGACCCAGGCGCUGUUGAGCAAGACGCCAGCGGAGAAGCGGAGGCCGAGCCCCAGAAGGUUAAUGGAGAGGCGGCUCGUGUUGACACUGAUGUUUUGCCAGAGAUUAUUUGUUGUUCAGAGCCACCAGUGGUAAAAACAGAGAUGGUAACAAUUUCUGAUGCCUCACAAAGGACAGAAAUCUCCACCAAGGAAGUCCCUAUUGUCCAAACUGAGACCAAAACCAUCACUUAUGAGUCUCCACAGAUUGAUGGCGGGGCUCGUGGUGACUCGGGCACGUUACUGACCGCACAGACCAUCACGUCUGAGUCCGUGUCGACAACAACAACCACACACAUCACCAAGACUGUAAAAGGUGGGAUAUCUGAAACAAGAAUUGAGAAACGCAUUGUGAUCACAGGAGAUGGAGACAUUGAUCAUGACCAGGCGCUGGCCCAGGCCAUCAGGGAAGCCAGGGAGCAGCACCCCGACAUGUCGGUCACGAGGGUGGUGGUGCACAAAGAAACCGAACUGGAGGAGGGGGACGAGUGAGAAAUUCAUUUUAUAGACAACACUCAACUUUGUGAACCUGAAGAAUUUUGACCAUUCCAAGUCUUAAUGCCACACCACUGCUCCAGCGAAUUUAUACCACGACUGGUUCCAAUGGCCAGAAGCCUGAAGAAUUAAAACGCCAACACCAAACCUUACCUUAACAGCUCUGGUCCAUACCAUUCCCCCGCAUUUUAAUAUAUUGUUUUGUUUUAUAACCACUUCUUAAUAUCACUUCUUUUCUUUCUUUUUUGUUUUUUUAGUUAGAGAGUUUUGUCUUUUGUUUCCUGUUUACUUUGUGUACAACUACCUGCUUUCUGUGACUCAUUUUGAUCAAAUGAUAGUGAACAAAGCCAGCCCCAGCUGGUACGGUGCCGUUCACUGGAUCGGGUGCUGUUGUGCGGAAAGGAGACUCUGUGACUCAUUUUGAUUUUGAGAGUGGCUUUCCUUCUUCCGGAUGCUUCCCACUGGGUUCUUAGAAGUCAAUAUUUACAGUUUUCAGUUUGUGGUAAAUACACUGUAUGAGGAAAUGUUAAUGCAGAUUUAAAAGUGUUUCUUACAUUAUGAAAAUUUUCUAAUGUUUUGAAAAUUUCCUUGGGGCUAUUUUUUGAUAAUGAACCCUUUUGACUUUCCAGUCCUGUGACUUUUUACUUUGGAGCAGGAAGUCCGGGAAUCUGCGGACUGGAGAACCAUGAUGAAGUUCACUGACCACGCACUGUGUGCAGAGACCCUGCCGCACCGCGGUGCCCGUCCUUCUCCGACAUGGGCUCUUCGGCAGCAUUCCAGAAACCAGAGGGGAGAGGCAAGACUUUCUCCCCUCCUACUAAAACAUUCAGGCAGCUUAAAAACCUUAGUGCUUUCUUUCCUAACAUGUCCACAUUUCCAUACUUUCCACUAUUUGAACACUUGUGUAGAACACUUCGCUUUGUAUUAAACCCCCUUGUCUCCAUGUAAAAACUGACCUUUUGUUUAUCAAGCAGGUGUAUCUCUUUCAGAUAGCGUGAUGACUCACAGGUGUGAGGAUGCUGGGUUGGAGGAGUAGGGCCAUGGUGGGGUUUUUUUGACAGUUGUAAGAAAGUUACACCAGUAAAGCUGAUGCCAGAGACCUGAUAGGGACGUAUUAACUGUAUUGAACAUUCUUUGCUUUGCUUUGCCCCCAUGUAUAGUUAUGCCAGAUUAGAUAUCUAGCAGCUGCAAGUUGUAUUAAAUGAUAUUUUGCUUUCUGUAAUACUGUUAUAAAAUAAAGUCUGUUUAUUCUCUAAA